This is a messenger RNA of Cryptomeria japonica (Japanese cedar), 945 nucleotides long. RefSeq names its product putative receptor-like protein kinase At3g47110. Bases 1 to 945 code for a protein of 314 amino acids. The transcript is spliced from 3 exons. Gene Ontology annotation, molecular function: protein kinase activity; ATP binding; protein binding. The record is from RefSeq and is a predicted model, not a curated record. Gene Ontology annotation, biological process: protein phosphorylation. NCBI's taxonomy places the organism in Eukaryota, Viridiplantae, Streptophyta, Pinopsida, Cupressales, Cupressaceae.
AUGGUUAUGGUUUUAGCUAUAGAUGUUUCUCAAAACAAUUUAUUAGGUGCCAUUCCUAGUGCACUGGCAAGUUGCAAGGGCUUAGAAUAUCUAAAUCUUCCUUCAAAUGCAUUUGAGGGGCCAAUCCUUACAUCUCUGGCAGAUCUGUCAAAUUUGCAGUUCAUGGAUCUUUCUCGCAAUAAUUUGUCAGGUAUGAUACCAGUGACUUUUACAAAGAUGAAAAUGCUUCGACAUCUUAAUCUCUCUUCAAACAGGUUAACUGGAGAGGUCCCAAAGGGAGGAGUUUUCACAACACUUGAUGCCUCAGAGAUUAUGGGAAAUAUUGGGCCUCUGUGGUGGAUGGAUAAACUUGCCACCAUGCUCUCAUUCCGAUCACAAACAACCAUCAGUCUCCAAAAAGAUUUUGGCAUUUCCAAUAUCAUUUUUGACAAUUCUAUUGAUUCUUUGGCUUCUACAAAAGCACUUAAAGGAUCUGUUGGCUACGUUGCACCAGAAUAUGGAAUAGGUGGAAAGCUUACUACAAAAGGAGAUGUAUAUAGUUAUGGAGUUUUUAUUCUAGAGUUGUUGACAAGGAGGAGACCAACAGAUGAUAUGUUCAUUGAAGGAAUCAAUUUACAAAAAUGGACAAAAAUGCAUUUUCCAAAUAGAAUCUCAGAUGUGGUGGAUAAUUUCGUGCUUAUAGAUGCUCAUGAAUCAGAGAAAUCAAUGAUAAUAGAAUGCCUUACUCAGAUUAUAGAGAUUGGGCUCUUUUGCACAAGGGAGUCACCUCAAGAGAGACCUGAUAUGACUGGCAUAGUUGAUAGAUUAAAUAUAAUCAGAGGUGUGUUUCUUGGUACCCCUAUAACUCAACUACCAAUAGACUUCUCACCUUUUCUUGACAAUACAAGAGGUAUAAAUGUGGAUGGAUCAGGGAACGAUGAAGGUUCAUUUACAUCUACUUCCUAG